ACUCUUCGCGCUCAGAAGUCAGAAAUAGUCUUAGACGCGAGGAAACAAACAUGUUUUCAAUUGAGCAUUACAGUAAUUAACAACGGUCUCAGCUUACAGUGCAGUACUCCCAGGGAACCUCUCCUUGAAAUGAAUAUAUAAGCAUACGCUUUGAACUUUUAAAAGAUAGGAACCACUUGAAUUCAUAGAGAACACAGAUCUUGCACCAUGCGCAUUGAAAUCGUGGGUGAACGAUAAGAGGCCAGGAUCGCUACUUAUGCUGAUGAGUCAAUUAAGACGAUGGAUAAGAAAAUGAUACAAACAGAUAACGGUCUAUUUAUCUAAAAACAUCACAAUUUCUUGUGUCAAUCAGGAAAUAUAUUACCGGAACUAUGUUGGAAUCUCAGAAAAGUGUUCCUGUAUGAAGUUGAAAAUCGGGAGAUAAAUACAUCAAAAAGUGUGAAAGUCAUGAAACCGGUGUCAAGGCAACCUGGGCUAAAUGUGAUAAAAGAAGGAGUAUUCGAAAAUUCCGACUGUAAUCCCGACCAUGAGGGGGAGAGGCCUGUACCCCCGGGCUCCCCAUCUGACCUCGUGCGAUUACGCGCCACCGCCUCAAGAUUACGACUCCAGACGAAGAGACAGAGUUAUAUAAACUGGAAAACAAAUCACUAUGACAACUUCUUCAAACAGAACAACAGGAAAGCUGUGUUAUGUGAGAAUGCAUUAAAGAACUGGACAGAGGAAUGUCGAACUAAGAGACCACAGAAGAAAGGGUUUCCUGCUGGGCAGGUGGAGUGUGAAGGGAAAACCAUGACUAUAGAUCAGGCUCUGAACUGGAUUCGACACGAACUGAAGGCUAUGAGGCUGGUAGACCAGGCCCUCGCCCGGCAGCUCCUGACCCUCCGUCACGAGAUACAGGACAUCCGGUUAAGGUGGAGCUGUGAGGACCACAGGAGUCUGGUGGAGGACAUACAGAUAGAACUAGAGGAGCUCCAGUAUCUAGGGGAGAUAAUCGACAUUCCUGUCCACCUCCUGGAAUUCCACAACCCCCUCAAACACUGGGGCGUCACAAAACUCAAUCUACAUAAUAAACGCUUCUCUACGUGUUAAAUUUGUAAGCUUUAAGAACGAUAAAAAGAUAAAGGUUUUUUUUUUACCUUACGUUUACCUUUGAGGAAUUAUUUGUAUAUUUUAUUUUGACAAAAUGCUACUACUCCCCACUAUGUAGUAUUUUCCCCAUUAUCAGCUCGAACUGAUUAAAUUAGAUUCCUCUGAUGGUCAAUGUUUACAAAGAUUGGGGGAGUUGUAUCGAAAAUUAUUAUUUUCCCACAUUCUGCACACUAAGGAAAAUAUGUGUAUUUCUCUUAAGAAUUUCCCACAUUCUGCACACUAAGGAAAAUAUGUGUAUUUCUCUUAAGAAAAUAAGUGAGUGUUAUUGAGCUAAUUUAAAACCUCAGGUCAUUUUCUCAUCAGCAGUAUUGGUAUUUUUCUACUAUGCAUAGAGCGAUUAUUAUUUUGUAUGUUGUUACACUCUACCCUCUCUGUCAGUUACACACUUGAGGAAAAUAAAAAGAACAAAAACAAUACUGCAGUACUCAUAGUUUCUAAAUACAAUAAAGGCACCUAAGAAAUUAUGCUCCUCAUAAUCACCACAUGUUGUAGAAAUUUUAUCGUCAU
Saccostrea cuccullata (small rock oyster) is the source of this 1656-nucleotide messenger RNA. Its product is annotated as protein FAM167A-like. The transcript is spliced from 2 exons. The coding region runs from base 448 to 1089 and encodes 213 amino acids. The record is from RefSeq and is a predicted model, not a curated record. Lineage: Eukaryota; Metazoa; Mollusca; Bivalvia; Ostreida; Ostreidae.